Molecule: messenger RNA, 2186 nt
Organism: Owenia fusiformis
Lineage: Eukaryota; Metazoa; Annelida; Polychaeta; Sabellida; Oweniidae
Source: the annotation of a GenBank genome assembly
UGAGGUGAUACUAAAAAACGUUUCAGUGGUCAUAACAGAAGAUUUGAGAACACAUUGUUGCAACAAAAACGAUACAGGACUAAGAUGUUAAAGUUCAGCAGUUUAAUUCUAUUGGGAUUAGCUGUGGUUGUAUACAGCAAACCUGUCAACAAUGGAGCAAGUGAACCUGGUGUGUACAACCCAUGGAACUACAUGGACAACCAGGUGAUUGACUCUGAGGGUGAUAACAUUGAUUGGAAUGUGGAGAAUGAUUAUGACUGGACUGGAAAUAACUAUGAAUACAAUCCCCAUUAUGCUGACCAUUAUUAUGACCUCAAUGGUGAGCUAAUUCCUGACAAUAAAGAUGACUACUCAACUAAUAAACAAGAUGAGAACCAAACUGGUAACAAUGGUGAAAACCAACCUGGCAACCAAGAGGAAAACUUGACUGGCAACCAAGAUGAAAACCAAACUGGAAAUAACAAUGGAAACCAACCUGGUAACCAAGAUGAAAACCAAACUGGUAACCAAGAUGAGAACCAAACUGGUAACACUGGUGAAAAUCAAUAUGGCAACCAAGAUGAAAAUCAAACUGGAAACAACAAUGGAAACCAACCUGGUAACCAAGAUGAAAACCAAACUGGUAACCAAGAUGAGAACCAAACUGGUAACAAUGAUGAAAACAAACCUGGCAACCAAGAGGAAAAUCAAACUGGAAAUAAUAAUGGAAACCAACCUGGUAACCAAGAUGAAAACCAAACUGGUAACCAAGAUGAGAACCAAACUGGUAACACUGGUGAAAACCAACCUGGCAACCAAGAUGAAAAUCAAACUGGUAACCAAGAUGAGAACCAAACUGGUAACAAUGAUGAAAACGAACCUGGUAACCAAGACGAAAACUUGACUGGUAACCAAGAUGAAAACGAAACUGGAAAUAACAAUGCAAACCAUCCUGGCAACCAAGAUGAAAACCAAACUGGUAACCAAGAUGAAAACCAAACUGGUAACCAAGAUGAGAACCAAACUGGUAAUAAUGGUGAAAACCAACCUGGCAAAGAAGAGGAAAACUUGACUGGUAACAAAGAUGAAAACCAAACUGGAAAUAACAAUGGAAACCAACCUGGUAACCAAGAUGAAAACCAAACUGGUAACCAAGAUGAGAACCAAACUGGUAACACUGGUGAAAAUCAAUAUGGCAACCAAGAUGAAAAUCAAACUGGAAACAACAAUGGAAAGCAACCUGAUAACCAAGAUGAAAACCAACCUGAUAACCAAGAUGAAAACCAAACUGGUAACCAAGAUGAGAACCAAACUGGUAACACUGGUGAAAAUCAACCUGGCAACCAAGAAGAAAAUAAAACUGGUAACCAAGGUGAAAACCAGACUGGUAACAAUGGUGAAAACCAGCCUGGCAACCAAGACAAAAACUUAACUGGUAACCAAGAUGAGAACCAAAAUAGAAAUAACAAUGAAAACCACAAUGGUAAUCAAGAUAAAAACCAAACUGGCAACCAUGGGGAAAGUCAACCUGUCAACCAACCAGAAAACCACCCUGGUAAGCAAGAUGAAAACUUUACUGGUAAUUGAACCCUGAACUAUUAAAUCAUUAUCAACUGGUUAUUGAGCUUUGAACUAUUCUAUCUGUGUCUUACCUUCUCUAUGUUGGGGCUAGGUGUGGUGAAGUCCAUGGUUUCUGCCAUACCAGGACUGUCUGGGGGAGAGUUCAUCAUAAACCUGUCUAACACUGUAUCAAAGUAUCUGAAAAUAUAUCACUAACUCAUCAGAAAUGUCCAUCAAAUACACUUGGAUCCAGAUAUCAUCCAUGUAAAACAAGGAAGUGAAUGGAUACUGUCUGGAUCCUUGAUUUGGAGGUUAGCUCUGGAACUGCAUUUUGGACAAAUUAUUGUUUUGAUUAUUCUUCAUGUACAAUUUAUAUAAUUCUAAAUAUAUUACAUCAAAACUUUUUGUAAAUUAUGUUUACCUUGUGAAAUCAUUGAAUGAGUGGAAAGCAGCCAUUGCUCCCAUUCUCUGACAGGGUGGCAGGUCCCCCAUGGUAAGAUUCAUAUCUUCGCUGAUGCUAGGGAUCCUUGGCAUUGACACACAUGAUUGUCUUUGUAGUACCCUACAUAUAUUUGUACAUAAUUAUAUAAGAGUUAUGCACUCAAAGGAUUAAAUACAGGGUUUAUUCUUAUGGAAAUUUGUGUGAC